Messenger RNA from Nipponia nippon (crested ibis), 2646 nucleotides. It is a transcript of the gene KAT7, whose product is annotated as lysine acetyltransferase 7. The record is from RefSeq and is a predicted model, not a curated record. Gene Ontology annotation, molecular function: histone H4 acetyltransferase activity; chromatin binding; transcription coregulator activity. Gene Ontology annotation, cellular component: nucleus; chromatin; histone H3-K14 acetyltransferase complex. Gene Ontology annotation, biological process: regulation of transcription by RNA polymerase II. Lineage: Eukaryota; Metazoa; Chordata; Aves; Pelecaniformes; Threskiornithidae.
AUGCCAACGAGGGAGAGGAAUGCGGGUAGUAGCUCAGAUGGAACAGAAGACUCUGAUUUCUCUACUGAUCCUGAGCAUACAGACAGCUCUGAAAGCGAUGGCACAUCACGACGAUCCGCUCGUGUGACCCGGUCCUCAGCCAGACUCAGUCAAAGCUCUCAAGAUUCCAGCCCAGUUCGUAAUCCGCCAUCGUUUGGAGCAGAAGAGCCUGUCUAUUCUACAAGGAGGGUAACCCGCAGCCAACAGCAGCCUACUCCUGUGACUCCAAAGAAAUACCCGCUCCGGCAGACUCGCUCAUCUGGGUCAGAGACUGAGCAAGUGGUUGACUUUUCUGAUAGAGACACUAAAAAUGCAGCGGAUCACGAUGAGUCUCCACCUCGUACCCCCACCGGGAAUGCCCCUUCCUCAGAGUCUGAUAUUGAUAUCUCCAGUCCAAAUGUAUCCCAUGAUGAGAGCAUUGCCAAGGACAUGUCCAUGAAGGAUUCUGGAAGUGACCUGUCUCACCGCCCUAAGCGCCGCCGCUUCCAUGAAAGCUACAAUUUCAACAUGAAAUGUCCCACUCCUGGUUGUAACUCUUUAGGGCACCUAACCGGAAAACACGAGCGACACUUCUCCAUCUCAGGAUGCCCACUAUAUCAUAAUCUCUCAGCAGAUGAGUGCAAGGUGCGAGCACAGAGCCGGGAUAAGCAGAUUGAGGAGAGAAUGCUGGCCCAUCGGCAGGAUGACAAUAACAGGCACGCCACCAGACACCAGGCACCAACAGAGAGACAGCUGCGAUACAAAGAGAAAGUAGCUGAGCUCAGGAAGAAGAGGAACUCAGGACUAAGCAAGGAGCAAAAAGAAAAAUAUAUGGAGCACAGACAAACCUAUGGCAAUACUAGGGAACCUCUACUUGAAAACCUGACGAGCGAGUAUGACCUUGAGCUUUUCCGAAGAGCGCAAGCACGGGCAUCUGAGGACCUGGAAAAGUUGCGACUCCAGGGCCAGAUCACAGAAGGCAGCAAUAUGAUUAAAACAAUCGCUUUCGGCCGCUAUGAGCUGGAUACCUGGUAUCAUUCGCCCUACCCAGAGGAGUAUGCUCGCCUGGGACGUCUCUACAUGUGCGAGUUCUGUCUCAAAUAUAUGAAGAGCCAGACAAUACUGCGCAGACACAUGGCAAAAUGUGUUUGGAAACAUCCACCCGGUGAUGAAAUCUACCGCAAAGGCUCCAUUUCGGUGUUUGAAGUGGAUGGCAAAAAGAACAAGAUCUAUUGUCAAAACCUGUGUCUGCUGGCAAAACUUUUCUUGGACCAUAAAACACUCUAUUAUGAUGUUGAACCCUUCCUCUUCUAUGUCAUGACAGAAGCUGACAACACUGGCUGUCACCUGAUAGGAUAUUUCUCCAAGGAGAAGAAUUCUUUUCUCAACUACAAUGUUUCUUGUAUCCUGACAAUGCCUCAGUAUAUGAGGCAAGGCUACGGCAAAAUGCUCAUUGACUUCAGCUAUUUGCUUUCUAAAGUAGAAGAAAAAGUUGGCUCUCCGGAACGCCCUCUGUCUGAUUUAGGUCUCAUCAGCUACCGUAGUUACUGGAAGGAAGUUCUCCUUCGUUACCUGCAUAAUUUCCAAGGAAAAGAGAUCUCCAUAAAAGAAAUCAGCCAGGAGACUGCAGUAAACCCUGUCGACAUCGUUAGCACGUUGCAGGCGCUUCAGAUGCUCAAGUACUGGAAGGGAAAACACCUGGUCCUGAAAAGACAGGAUCUGAUUGAUGAAUGGAUAGCCAAAGAGGCAAAAAGAUCCAACAGCAAUAAGAUAAUGGAUCCCAGCUGUUUGAAAUGGACCCCUCCUAAGGGAACUUAACUGUCUCUCACUCCCGAAGCCAGUGAACCCCAGCAGUAGGAAGUACCCUAGGGAUCUCUGUCGUAUCUGUUGCUGUUGUGAUUGGCUGGUACAGUACCCUCCCGAAAGAUCAGUUCCCCUUGGUACUGUUCUGGCCCAGAUCUUUUGUGCACACCGCAGACGCUAGUUCUGAGGAACUUUAUGUUUCGGCCUCAAUGAGGUUGCAAGGAUUGGAUCUGUAUAGGACCCAAACGAAGCUCCUAGCAGCACUGGCCCAAGGAGUUCUGAUAUCUGGUACUGUACCUGUCCAGUCACUGGUCUUACCCUCAUGUUCUUAUUCCGAUGAGGUUGUGUUGUGUCCUAUAAUCUGGUUGUUUCUUCCUUCAGGUUCCUUGCGUUCUAAGUAAUGGAGAUGAACUUCUGUGGCUUUUGAACAAGGUCUAAUAACGCUUGUUUGGGGAAAGUCUGGUUUUCCAACAAGCUGCAGUUACACUGACUUCAGCAUUUUUAACUAGUCCUGCCUGAUGGACUGUUCCAUUCCACGUAUCAAAUAGUUUUAGUAAGAUAACAUGCCACGUCUCUCAGCAGUGUUUUCCAUAUAAUGUAGCAGGUCUUCACCUAGUUAAUAUUGUACAGUCAGAAGCUUGCAUAUCUUGUAACCGAGUGGUGUGAGUGUUAGUGUUACCCUGGAGCAGUCGAGGCUAAGUGUGUGAGAACAUCACGGUCUGAGAUGUUUCAUAGAGUUGCUCUUGGUAUGUGCUCCUGGAGCUACUACAGUACCACGUCUGUUGGAGAGACCUCUUUGAUUAUAAGUUACCGGUUUUUCCUGUU